GGGAGUUGAGAGAGAGGUAGAACUCAACUCACAGGCAGGACAGAGAGAGACCCAGUGAAGACCUUUGAAGAAGUGAAGCUACAACUGAAGACAUCAGAAGACUAUCACCAUGGUGACAUUGACCAUCAUUCUGCUUGUCAGCACAGCUUUUGCUCUGGGAGACACCUUUGUUCCCAAAGCUGGUGCGAUACGACCCAAGACCCCAUGUGAGGAUGCUAGAGAUGCCGUGCCACAUGGCAAAGUUGGAGCCUACAUCCCCACGUGUGACGCCGCUGGACAAUACACCCCUGAGCAAUGUUGGGGCUCUACAGGUUACUGUUGGUGUGUGACCAGUUCUGGACAGAAUAUCCCGGGUACUGCGACUCCACCAGGCAUUGGUCCAAUCAUAUGUUCCACCCAGAAUGGUAUGAUACGACCCAAGACUCCCUGUGAGAUUGCUAGAGAAAAUGCUUUGAAAAAAGUCAGGCCUGGAGUCGACGUCCCCACGUGUGACAACGAUGGACAAUACAAACCUGAGCAAUGUUCAGGCUCUACAGGUUACUGUUGGUGUGUGAAUAGUUCUGGACAGAAGAUCCCGGGUACUGAGACUCCACCAGGCACUGCUAGAAUCAACUGUUCCACCAAGUGGAAAUAAGGCCCUGUGGUCUCAUCCAACACCAUCACCACUUUAAACCCCAACACAUCACUACUCUUGAUUCCUACAUUGGCACUGUUUAUGCUUUCUUUACAAGAAUCUCCAAUGAUUUCAGUGUCAUGAUCUAUCUUCUUCCUGUGUCCCUCUGUCACGACAUCUCUUCAUCUCUUCUAAUUUAAUUCUAAUUAUGGCAGCUGUGGUCCUCCAAAGAUAUCAAAAUGAUAUACAGGAGUUCAGCAGAGUCCAGAAUCAGAACCAUGCUACUCUGAGUCUGAAGAAUUGUUCCAGACCACAGAGGGAUGAAAGACCCCUUUACUGAGUCUACAUCAUCACAUUUCACUAAAUCAUUCCCUUGUUUGCUUCAUGCAUUAUAUCAUCCUUUAAAAUAAAGUACAUGCUCUUCAUCUUUA
Oncorhynchus kisutch (coho salmon) is the source of this 1044-nucleotide messenger RNA. Its product is annotated as saxiphilin-like. The coding region runs from base 110 to 634 and encodes 174 amino acids. Gene Ontology annotation, cellular component: basement membrane. The transcript is spliced from 6 exons. Lineage: Eukaryota; Metazoa; Chordata; Actinopteri; Salmoniformes; Salmonidae. The record is from RefSeq and is a predicted model, not a curated record. Gene Ontology annotation, biological process: cell-matrix adhesion.